AUGGUGAUCUUUGCAGCCCUCACUUGCAUGGUAAUUGCCAUCGCAGAGCACAUCGAAGCUGAUGGCCACUCCCCGACGGAUGGGAGUCCGUGUAAGCGGAUUGUCCGUGGACAAGCUUGGUAUCGAGAAGGCGUAAGGCUUCUGAGUCUCUCCUCGCGGCACGCGGACAAAAUCAUGGACACGGUCCGGCUCUUCAUGCUCGAAACACUCUAUAUGUUGAUGCGGGAAAAUUUCAGAAGGUCAUCACAAGCAUUAUGCAGGGCCGUGGAGCUGUCAUUCUCUCUUGGGCUGAAUGACGAGUCCACGUGGGCGAAUUGCUCUUGCGCGGAAACUCGAUCUCGUCGUAUUCUAUGGUGGACCAUAUACUUUUUCGACCGACGGAUGGCGUACAAGCUGGGAAGGCCAUAUAUGAUUCGCGAUGCUGAAGUAUCCGUUGCUGAUUUCACAGCUGACAUACGGGCAAUGGAAAGCUCGCGUGUUCAUCUUCCGAUUCUCCUCACUGGAGAUUUGAACCCUUCUGGACCUAUUGCGUCAAUACCCCUCGACGGCGAUUGGAUUCACUACCUACAAUUCAAUAUUGGGUGGGGCCGCUUGUUCUCAAAGGCUUGGGAUUCUCUUUACAGCCUGACCAGUCCUAGGGCUGGGAGCAUUGAAGAAAUAGAGAUCAUGGAGGCUUUAUUGGCAAAGCUUAAGAGAUCACUCCCGCCAGGGAUGAAAUGGCAGGAUCCAGCGAGUUCAAGCAGCAUGGAGGCUGAUGUACCAGAUCGAAAAGUUCGCAUGAGACUGGUGAUUUAUACGAGGGCAAAUCUCUUGCAGAUGUUGAUACGGAACAAUCUUCACUUGCGAGGUUGCGAGAAGGACGGCGAAUGGGAUUCUUCACGGAGUGAUCGGAGUUACACAACCCAAGUAUGUCACAAGCUUGCCGCUUCCACCGUUCAGGCAGUUGUAUCAUACGUUCGGACCCGACGCCGUGAACGCUCGUUUGGCACAUAUGCCACGCUGUGUAUCAUUGAAUCGCUCCACUAUAUGCUGUCUGUGCCCUCAGCCGAGGACGGCAUCGGAUCUGAUGAUCUCGAGGCCACUAAGGCCCUGUCACUAGAACAAGCCUGGGAAUGUUUAAAUGACCUGAGUCGUCGCCAGCUGACAAUUGCUACCAAUGCAUUGAAAGUUCUGAAAGGAAUUAUUGAGAGCAGGAUUAGCAAUCCGCUGUCGCUUGGAGAACAGCCAGCCACGGCUUCUUUGAACAUACAGGACCAUCAGCCCCCCGUUGAUCAGGCCAUGAUCAACAACGUGGCGUCCCAGCGGGGAGCCAGUGCCGAAAUCACGGGACCUCAGGAUCUUGACUUCUCUAUCGAUCCUCAAUUUACACUACCAGUCCUACCCGGGCCAGAAGUUGAUGAUGAAUCGCUGAUGGGGACUGACAUGGGAAUUUGGAGCACCGAGCAUAUGAUGUAUACUUAA
Molecule: messenger RNA, 1461 nt
Organism: Cladophialophora bantiana CBS 173.52
Lineage: Eukaryota; Fungi; Ascomycota; Eurotiomycetes; Chaetothyriales; Herpotrichiellaceae
Exons: 2
Coding region: 1-1461 (486 amino acids)
Biological process (GO): DNA-templated transcription
Molecular function (GO): zinc ion binding; DNA binding
Source: RefSeq, a predicted model, not a curated record